This is a messenger RNA of Rhipicephalus sanguineus (brown dog tick), 651 nucleotides long. RefSeq lists its product as uncharacterized. The coding region runs from base 235 to 612 and encodes 125 amino acids. NCBI's taxonomy places the organism in Eukaryota, Metazoa, Arthropoda, Arachnida, Ixodida, Ixodidae. The record is from RefSeq and is a predicted model, not a curated record. The transcript has 2 exons.
ACCGUCAAUACGUUCUUUAGAAUUGAUUGGAAGAUCAUCGUCUCACCUUUGUUCCUCUUCGACACUCUGUCGGUUUCCCUUCACAACUACGUCCUAUCAAAUUUCGUUCUUCUCUACCUGGACGUGACAAUCGAGUGUGGCAUAGAGGCAAGCUUCGCGGCUUACCUUCUCCUAGCAUUCAAUCUUAGCGUCGUUCUGAGUUCUCUGGCAAUUGGUUUUGUCACAGACCGGCGCAUGUUGUCUAUGAACUUGACGAUGAUUUUGGGCUUCUGUGGCAACGCGGCAUCCUGCGAAGGUCUUGUCUGGUCCCGAUCUGGAGGUCAGCUCCUGGCUUGUGCCGUCGUUCAGGGCCUGAGCUGCGGCGCGAUGGUACCCCUGGUGUGCCCCGUUCUCAUCAGGGACUUCGGCAGCGAGUGUUUUCCCCUGGUGAUCGGCGGAUGUUACACGGUGAUGGGAGUCGUGUUGCUCGCAAGACCGUCACUCAUAGGCUACUUCAAGGACGUUCUGGGAUCGUAUGCUGGCAUUCAGCACACCUUUGCCUCACUGAACGCAUUUCUGGCAAUCCUUUGGAUGAUUAGGCUCCUGCGGCCAAAGUGUACCAAUUGCUCGUAAACAUCGCCCGCCACUCACAGAGCGGUGAAAACGAAACUG